Molecule: messenger RNA, 2187 nt
Organism: Lasiosphaeria miniovina
Lineage: Eukaryota; Fungi; Ascomycota; Sordariomycetes; Sordariales; Lasiosphaeriaceae
Product: acyl transferase/acyl hydrolase/lysophospholipase
Exons: 3
Coding region: 195-2120 (641 amino acids)
Biological process (GO): arachidonate metabolic process
Cellular component (GO): membrane
Source: RefSeq, a predicted model, not a curated record
GCUCCUGCGUCACUGUGCAAGCUCGAGUUUAGUCUUCCAAGUCACCCCGCCAAGCUGCGCCGAGCCCCGCGUCGCACGCACGCAGGCACCCAACCGCUGGCAUCCCUCAGGCUCGAGCAGGCUUCAACUUCCACAGCAUCCCGCAACAGCUACACUCCAAACAAACCGACUGGGAACGAUUUUGACUUGCCAUCAUGGAGUCGAGCGGGCUCAAGCGGAAGGACACUACGAAGGGGCCGCCCUUACGGAUCUUGUCGCUCGAUGGAGGAGGUGUUCGCGGCUAUUCCAUGUUUCUGAUUAUUCAGGAGCUGAUGCACCGGACGUUUGUCGAAAUCGAAGGCCGCGCUCCGCGUCGAUCCGAGAUCCCCAAGCCCUGCGAUCACUUCGACCUAAUCGUCGGCACUGGCACUGGCGGGCUCAUUGCCAUAAUGCUAGGCCGCUUGCGCCUCGAUCUUGAGACAUGCAAGGAACUCUAUGUGCGCAUGACGCGCAUGGUCUUUGAGACGGACAAGACUAUCGCCGGAAUACCCUAUCGGUCAACGCUGUUCAAGGCGACCAAACUGGAAGAUGCCAUCAAAGAGUGCGUCAGAGAGCACACGAUUGACGAGCGAGAAGGGAACGAUGGCAUAGGCGGCCCGAGCACGAACCCAUUAAGCGCCGUGUCUCGCUCAAGCGCCGCAAGCUCGGGAAACCCAAGGAGACAUUCCAGCAAUGCGAGUGUGGUGAGCUUUAGUGCCAGAAGCCCUGCGGCGCAGGCCGCGAAGCCAAUGUUCUCUUCCCGGGCCGGCAACCCGAACGCUCGUCUCUACGACGAGAGAGAAAACAGAACUAAAACCGCGGUAACCGCCAUGUAUAAGGGCACUCAGAAAGGCGGAGAGCCGGCUCUGCUGCGUUCCUAUGACUCGAGGCGAGAACCAGCACCCGAGUUUGAGUGUAGAAUUUGGGAAGCUGGUCGGGCAACUUGCGCCAUUGGUCUCGCCUUCAAGCCCAUUCAAAUCGGGCAGUCUGUCUUCCACGACGACGGGGCAGGGACCUUCAACCCAUCCAUCACCGUCCUGGACGAAGCUGUCGUCAAUGAAUGGCCAGGACGUGACGUUGGAGUGUUUAUCAGCAUUGGGACGGGAAAAAGACCAAAGGACAGCGAGCCGAAUUCUUCGCUGUGGUAUGAAGGCUUCCUGGGUGAUUUCGCCGAGGCUAGGAGGAAGUUGAUCGCGAAAAUCGAGGGCUGCGAGACAAUCCACGAAUACAUGAAGAAGGAGCAUUUGGCGAAGCGCGGCGUCAAUAUCGAUAGCUACUACCGUCUGAAUGUCGAGGUGGGGGUGGGCGAGUUUGGCAUGAAUGAGUGGCACCGGCUGGCCGACAUCAGCACCAACACCAGGCGGUACCUAGCGAGACACGCGGAACAAGGAAUGGUCCAGAGCGCUUCCACGAAGCUGGCCAAGAUCCACUUCGCCAAGCUGAGGUGGCAGCCAGACAUGAGCAAGGCGGCGCCCGACAUAGCACUGCCCCUGGCGGUUGAGCUGCCAGGCGACAUACCCUCCUUUCCCCCACAGAACAAUACGCCACCAAGUCGACAAUCGUAUGAGUCUGGAUACGACACGUUGCCAGUGCCUGGCAUUGACACACCCUCGCCGAGGAGCUCGGGUGAGCGCCUCCGCCCAUCUCAAAGGAGCAGUAACCAACCGUCCCCGCACCGUGGUGGUAUUGCUGCGCCUACGGGGACGCCUCCACAACCUCCGCCGGGCCGUGGUGCCAAGCCUUUGGCUGGGAUGGCGAGCGCCCGGACUGAAAUGGAACAGCCUGACGAUGCGGACCGUCUUGUAGUGAAUGCGCCAACGCCAGCACAGUAUCGUGCAUCGGGGGCAGAGAAUACUACAAGCCCAGUAACGAGCCCAGACAGCUAUCCCAGGCGAUUUCCAGACCUGUCGGCAAACUGGCAGAACCAGGGAUCAUACCCACCACGUGUCGGACCUCCGCCGCUGCCACCCAAAACCCCUCUCUCGUCCGAUAACCAGUCGGGUGCGGGCCGGGGCUCUGGGGCUCCUCUGCCCUAUCCCCUCGACGAAGAUGCGCCUCCGGCUGUUAACCUGGCGAGAAAGCCGAACUACAGUGGCAGGUAGCUUUAAAACAAAGCGCAAGCACCCGGUUAGCUUGCAUGUACGCGGUGGCAGUGAGGUGAUGGGACGG